AUGAGAAUUUUCUAUUUAUUAUCUGUUUUGGUAUUUUUGGUUGGAAUGAUUUCAGCUAAUCUUGAAUGUCAAACAACCUAUAAUCACCAUACAGCUACACCCCAAACCACUGGUGCUCAUGCGUCAGGUAUCAACACUGGUGUUCAACCAAGUGGAAUUAAUACUGGUGUCCAAACCGUAGGUGUAAAUUCUGGUGUUGUAACAAAUUCUCAUACUAGUUCCGGUGCCCAGACUUCUGGAGGUAUUGCAACAGGAUCAUCUCAAACAGGUGUCCAAACCGUUGGAAUUAACACUGGAGUUGUACCAAGCGGAGUAAACACUGGAGUACAAACUGUUGGAGUUAACACUGGAGUUAAAACUACUGGAGCAAACUCUGGAGCUCAAACAUCAGGAGGAUCUUUUACCUCUGGAACUCAAACAGGAAUACAAUCCGGAUCAGUAACUGGUUCUCAAAAUGGUACUCAAUCAGGAACAGUAACUGGAACUCAAUCGGGAUCAGUAACUGGUGCUCAAACUACUUCAGCUACCGCAGGUUCAGUAUCUGGUGCUCAAACUGGAACUCAAUCGGGAUUAGUAUCUGGUGCUCAAACUGCUUCAGCUACCACAGGUUCAGUAACUGAUGCUCAAAGUGGAUCACCAUCUGGAUCAGUAACUGGUGAACAAACUUCAGCUACAACAGGAGCAGCCUCUAGUUCAACCUCCGCAGGAAGUUCAGAAGGUCAAUCAUCUAGCCCAGUUUCUUCAAGUGCAGGACCAGUCACCGGAAGUCAAACAACCGCUUCAACAACUUCCACAACUGAAAGUAUCCCAACUACUACUACUCAUUCCUCUACUACUUCACCCGGUACUAAAAUCACACCAUCAUUAGUUGCACUUUCUUUAAUCGCAGCUUUUUUCUCACUAUAA
Molecule: messenger RNA, 906 nt
Organism: Heterostelium album PN500
Lineage: Eukaryota; Evosea; Eumycetozoa; Acytosteliales; Acytosteliaceae
Exons: 1
Coding region: 1-906 (301 amino acids)
Source: RefSeq, a predicted model, not a curated record